Molecule: messenger RNA, 2277 nt
Organism: Cynara cardunculus var. scolymus (artichoke)
Lineage: Eukaryota; Viridiplantae; Streptophyta; Magnoliopsida; Asterales; Asteraceae
Exons: 2
Coding region: 677-1933 (418 amino acids)
Source: RefSeq, a predicted model, not a curated record
AUUGAACUUGAAUAUUGAAAAGAAUACCCACCACCACCCUCAAAAUCCAACCACACAAUCGCAGUAGUUUCCAACAUUCUUGAAAACCCAUAGCAGACCCUCAAUUACCUUCCAUUUUUCCACCAUUCUCCCCCCUUCUUGAAGCUUCAUUCUCCAACAUUUUCUUGCAUAAAAACCUCAACAUUUUACAACUGUUUUCUUGGAUUGGUGCUAAAAAGGUCCAAUCUUUGAUGCUUUUGAGCUUUUCCCUUUUCACUAUUCAAUCCACUUUUAAGGAUUUCUUGGAUUUUUAUGUCUUUUUUUUGCUCAAAAUUAUUUAAUUUAUGAUUGUAUGAGAUCUGUACUACUGUUUUAGCUUUCCCUUUUCCCUGUUUUUGCUCUCUUGGAUUCUGGGGUGGUAGUGUUCUUUGAUGUAAAGUAGAUAACUUUAUUGGUAUCUGCUUCUUAAAUAGUUUUUGAAUCGAGUCUUGUGCUAAUUUUUUUGUAAUCUUUUAAUCAAGAUAGGGUCUAUUCAAUCACUAUUGAAGUCAUUGGGUACUGGGGUUUGACAAUUUUUUUUUGUGGGUCUCUCUAUUUAUAUCCAAUUAUGCAUGUAUUUAGAUGAUCAAGAUUAGGGUUUUGUCUGCUUUCCCUUUCCAGAGCUCUGUUUUUCCCAUUUCAAUCCAGGUUUGAAUCCAUGGAAUCUCCCCAAUCUGUUGUGUCACCAUUGAAGACCUCAUCUGUUUAUCCCGAGCCCGAAAAACAUAAUCUUGAUCAUUUCACGAGAAUCCCGAGUUUUGAAUCCAAGAAAACCGAAUCCGCGAUUGGUGUUCUUGAGGUUUACAUUCAUCAAGCUAGAGACAUUCAAAACAUCUGUAUAUACCAUAAGCAAGACGUUUAUGCCAAGAUUUGCCUCACGAGCCACCCCGAAAAAUCUGUCACAACUCAAACCAUAAACGGCGGUGGACAAAAUCCCGUCUUCAAUCAGAAUCUUUGUAUCGAUGUACCCACCAUCGAUUCUUCUCUUAAAUGUGAAAUCUAUAUGUUGAGUAGGGUUCGGAAUUAUCUUGAAGAUCAGUUGCUAGGUUUCGCUUUGAUUCCGCUUUCGGAGGUUGUCAUCAAGAACGGGAAACUCGAAAAGGAGUUUUCGUUGUCUUCCAAUGAUCUUUUCCACUCGCCUUCCGGUUUCGUUCAGCUUUCUUUGGCUUACAACGGGCCCUCACCGGACGUGAUUGCUAUUCCGCCGCCAUCUAAGACUAAGAACCUAGUCUUGACCGAGUCGGAGCCACCCGUCCUGAACCAAACUGAAUUGGAUAAACUCGAGUUUCCGGAUCCCAAGAUUGUGAACGAAAACCAGAUGAUGGUGUCUGAGUACUUCGGGAUUAGCUCGGAAAGUUUAGUCUCUUCUGAUAACGAUGAUCAGGCGAGCUCCGAAAACGGUGCACCCUUUGUGUUUGAAACUCCUAAACCCGAUUCACCGCCAACAAGUGUUUCGACUAACGGAUCUCAUUGUGGUUCGGUUCCUGUUGAAAGCACCGAAUCUGAAUCUUCCGAUAAACCCCCGAAAUCUGCAAAUCAAGAAUCUGAUUCACCCCCGAAAGACAAGCCGGUUGAAGUUGGUUCGAUGGGUGAUUCAAGAAACGAGCCCGUUGAAGUUGGUUCAAUGGGUGCUUCAAGAAAUAAGCCGGUUGAAGUUGGUUCGAUCGGUGAUUCAAGAAACAAGCCGUCAAUGGCGAUGAAUUUCGAGAUGGAUCAAAAAGUGGUGCAGCAAGAUUUUGUGGAUCUGUACAUGAAGAGUAUGCAGCAGUUUACCGAGUCAUUGGCCAAGAUGAAGCUGCCAUUGGAGAUGGAAAACGAGCAGACGAGUUCAGGAAACUCGAGCACGGAUCAGAACACGCAAACGCCAAACGGGACACGCCCACGAGUGUUUUACGGGAGUCGAGCGUUCUUCUGAAGCUACUUUUAGGGAUUUCAGAGAUGGGCCGUUUACUAAACUCUUAAACGGGUAAAAACGCUUACAAACAAAUCCAUUUUAACCCAAUAAGCGCUUACCCGUCACUAGUAAGUGUUUACCAGGUAAGAGACGUUUACAAACCAAUCCAUAUCAAUCCAGUUAAGUGCUUACCCAAUAAGCGUUUGGUAAACAGCCUCUUGAAAUCAAAAGGGUUGAUGAUUAGGGUAUGUAUGUAUGAUUAUGGUGUUUCACUCUUUGUGUUUUGAGUUUUAUUGUUCUUAUUGUUAUGUUCUUGAGUUCUCUAUGAUUUUAAAAUGUGGAAUCUCUUCUGGAUUAAUAUUGAG